CAAACAUUUUGACAAAUAAUUUUUGUGGUUAUGUUUAUAUCACAAAACUGAUAUGAAUCAAACAUUUCUUAUCAAAUUUCUUGUAAAUGUAAUUGACAUACUAUUCUAGCUAAGAUAGAUGUUUCGUUUGAGCAAAUUAUAAAUGCCUAAUAAAAAAAUGAUAAUUGCGAUGCUUUUCAGGAUUCCUUUAUGACGUUGCUACACAGGUCUAGUGACAACAGAAAAUGGAAAAUAUUUUUGAAGAAUUAGGAAUACCAAAGAAGUACCUGAAAAGAACAGUUAAAGAUGAUAGAUAUGCAGCAUUAGUCCAUAAAUCUUGGUUGAAGUCUUUAGUGAAGCACUCAAAGCUGUCAGACUUUAUUGAGAAGUCACUCUUAGAAGUAUGGCCUACAACAGAGGAAGAAGUAGGAUCUUCAUGGUUGAAAAUUUUCAUAUCUGUUUUCAAAAAGAAAGAUUGCAAAGUGCUGCCUCUACCAAAAAUAUGUCAACCAUCACAAGGACAAUCCUCAUUGCUGUUUUCUCAAUUGAUGCAAUACAUUUCUCAGACAAACUAUAAAAAUUUAUGGAAGGAGGCUUAUAAGAAAUAUUGUUCUAAUUCAGAAUCUAAUAAGAACACUCACGUAAAUCUAACAGAUUAUAAUGAUGUACUGAGGGAAAUUAUCAAGAGACUAUAUGGGUGUCAAAUAAUAAAUACUUGUAACCCUGAGUUGAGUAUUGAAGCUACAUCUACAUAUGAUGUUAACUUGAACCUUUUACCUGCAAUGUGUGCUGUAGAAACUAUGAAUGCAAUAUUUUUGUUCUAUCAUCCUUACAUAGAACAUAAUAUUAAUGAUUCUGUGACAUUUUCACCAGCCAUCCUUGAGAAAUGUUAUUCCAAACCUCUCUUCAUAGUGUAUCAGUUAUUGAAGGUUUUAAAGUCUUUACAUGAUCAUAGCUUAACUUUAGGUGAUAUCAGCUUGAGUGAUAUCCAUAUGACAGAAGACAUGUGGAUCCACAUAUUCCCUCAGAUCAAUUCCAAUAUCUAUAUUGAAGAGUCUGACUCAGAUACAGUUAAUUCCAGCAGACAAGAUUGCCGAAAAUCCGGUCACAUGUUCAACAACAAGCUAAACUGCGAGAUAUGUGGCAUGAGAACCUAUGACGCAGUCCAAGUUAGCAAUGAGAGUUUAGAACAAAUUUGCCAACUGUGGAUAGACGGCCAGAUAUCUAAUUUUACGUAUAUUUCUGCUUUAAAUAAAUUGUCGGGAAGAAAGCUUGGAGAUCCAAACUGCCAUUAUGUCUUUCCAUGGGUUACUGACUUUACAUCACGUUGUGGUAAAAACUGGAGAGAUUUGAAAAAAUCAAAAUAUCGCCUGAAUAAAGGAGAUCGUCAAUUAGACUUGACCUAUGAUAAUUCACAAACUCAAGUACCUCACCACAUAUCAGAUGUGCUAUCACCCAUUACAUACUAUGUAUAUAUGGCUAGAAGAACUCCAAGAUCUGUAUUAUGUAAGAAUGUACGAACAGUCUGGGUUCCAGCGGAAUAUCCAAGUUCUAUCCAAAGGAUGCAAGAAUGGUCUCCAGAUGAGUGCAUUCCAGAAUUUUAUAGUGAUCCUACAGUAUUUCACAGCAUUCAUGACGACUUGGAGGAUUUGGACGUACCUCCAUGGGCGCAAAGCCCUGAGGAUUUUGUUGACAGGCAUCGUGAGGCGCUUGAAAGCCCUUAUGUUUCAGAAAGGCUACAUUAUUGGAUUGAUCUCACCUUCGGAUAUAAGUUAACUGGGAAUCCAGCCGUUAAAGCAAAGAAUGUCUGUCUGCAGCUGGUAGACCAACACGAGAAUUUAACAAAGUCGGGCUUGGUGCAAUUAUUUUCCCAUCCACACCCGCCUAGAGCAACUAAUAACUUAUUUUUAACAAAAGUCGCGCCAAAGAUAUUCAUCAACAAAUCUAGCCGACAAAGGUCAAGGGAAAGAAGCCAUUCAACUUGCACGGCGGCAGAAACCAGCAAAAGCGACGAUGAAUCAGAAGAUUUUGCUACGAACAUAUCAAGAACAAUAGGCUUAUCAAAGCUUUUGUCACGAUCUAGGUCUUCUCUGCAUGAAGAGCAAACCAACAAAUCUAGCAGGAGCCCUAGUAACCAUCGCAGUGCCAGUUUAGGCCCUAAAAACCCUACUUUUACAUCUCAUGUUGCGAAACCUAAGUCAAGUCAAUCCAAUAGCAAUACUAUACGUUUACCUAAAGAGUACAAACCUGAGCAAGCCUUGGAUUUGUUAGAAAAACGUCAUGCUUUUAUUUCAAAAACUUUUCAUCCUGAGCAGUAUAAAAAAUAUUUGAGCGAGUCUGACGAAGUGAGUAUGAAAGAAAGUGACGAUUUGGUGGUGCAGAAUGCCUUCACAAAUUUCAUUUUUUCUGAGAAUUUCAGAGAAAGAUUUCGUAGUGUAAAACCUAGAGCGAUCAAAUCUCUGACGUUUCCAUUAGACAACCGUGAAGUUUUUGCUCACAGUUACAACUCUACGAAUCAAAAAACUGACAAUCACAUAAUUUGCAACUAUGCAAGCAUAAUUUCAACAAGAAGAGUGAGAGAAUUGCAGAUCCUAGGAUGCCUGAUUGUCGAAAUAUUCAUGUCUAAACAACUACGUGCUAUGGGUGCAAGCUACUCGAACUUGAGCUUUAACAGGAGAUUGAAAGCUUGCUUAGCAGUGAUAAGCAGUUGUAAGAAAGAUAUACCGUCCUGUAUUUCAUAUGUGGUGAACUUACUGCUGCAACCACAUCAGACUGAUUUAAAGAAUUUCACAUACCCUGCUGUCACCGAGUUUGGUUUACCGCCACCAAAUGCGCAUUUGCUUUUAGAACCUAUGUUGCACUGUGUGAUUCCAUUUUCGAAACAUUUUCCAACUUUAUACAAUAUACUGUUUUCACUGAAAGACUUUACAAAUGUUUCAUCUGAACUUGAUAUACUCUAUCACUUCGAAUGUAAUGGGGAGAUGUGCUCCGAGUAUGAAAGUGUCGAAAGAACCAAGAUUUUAUUUGAACAAAAUAUUGGCGAAUGCAAGGUGAAGCUGUGUGCCAAACAACUAGAAGAUUUACUGGAAGUGAUCAAUCCGAACACAGAUAGAGAAGUUAUAAACAUUCUGCUGCCUCAUAUCAAAGAUCUGCUUGAAGAUUCUCCUACGUCAGUUCUAGCAGCGUGGUACUUAUUUGAUCCCAUUUCGAGGAUGUUAGGUACCCAGAAAACUGAGCAAUAUUUAUUGGAUUCUGUGUUGAAGUUGUAUGAAAAUGAGCCAAAUGAGGCUCAUAUACCUUAUAACGGAAAAAUCGCAAAGUUGUAUCAUCAUAGUUUCCUACUUCGCUUGAUGGUGAGGUUUGGCUUGAAAUGCUUCUUGGAUAAUUUCGUGGUAUCGCUAGUAGAAGCAGUAGGGGGAUACAAGGAUUAUGAUAAAGUGGACUUUUUCUUACAUAACCAUUCUGAAAAAGUAUUGAAAAGAUCAUCGCAUCUCAAAACGAUGGAUAAUGAAAAUUUGGAAGCGUCUGUAAGUGAUGAUUCAAGCUGUAGCGAGAAACAGGCAAGUGUUGUGAUACCGUCCAAAGUUGCAAAACCUACAAUCGAGGAAGAAGUUUUUGAAUUUGAGGAAGACCGUGAGUCUGACGACCAAAUGAAAUCUCUAAUGGAACAUUUAGAACUAAACGUAGCUUCUGACUUACCUUUUAAUCAUUCCACAGCUGAAGAAGCACUGGAUGCCUCUUUGGCCGAAAACAUAGACCAGUUACGUAAUUUGGAAGAACUUAAUCUGGAUGAAAUCGGUGAUACGCAUACUGAUACUAUGUCACCCAUCAUUCCAAUACCUUCUAACCUUAGUAACAAUUUGAUAAAUAUCAGUUGUGAGGUAGGUAGUAAGAAAAGUGAAAACUCUUUCGUGGAGAACAAGUCGAAUAGUUCACAAGAAUUCAACAUGGAGUCUCCAAAUCUCAACAUGAAGAAAAAAAACUCAACAAAAAAACAAAAUACGAAUAUUUCCGAAAUGAGUGCUGACAGCUUGGUUUGGCUGUCACAUAGAUUAGGACCAGUGCUUACGGCAAAGUAUCUGACUAGAAAUCUCUUGAAGAUGUUGACUUUGUGUUAUGUUGGGAAGGAGAAUCUAGUAUCUGUUAUAAGAGAAGAAGAGAAAAUAGCGAAUGAUGUUUCAAUAGCUGCAGGUUACGUCACUGGUGAUCAAAAUGCUACGAAGGUGAUUGAGUGUCUUACUAGUAUUGCAGCACUGUAUGGGGAACAAAUAAUUGUAUACCAAUACAUUCCACACUUAAGUGAGCUUAUAUUGCUUUGUAAAAGGAAGUUGACUUUAAAUUUGGAAGGAGGACUUAUAUCAUGCCUAGAGCUUUUAAAGCACACCAUUCCAUAUCUUUCGGAUUCCACUUUAAUGGAUCAACUACAGGACGUACUGUUGAAAAAUAUAAUACACCCAGCAGUUAAACUGUUGGGUUCUACGAAAUAUACAUUCCCUAGUAGUUAUAUAGCCCGGGACAUUCUUGCCAGAAAGUAUUUGGACGCACUGUACGCCAUAGCUGUUAGGUUAGGGUGUGAUAUGACGAAAAAAUAUUUGGCGAUACCAGCUCUUCAGAGAUUCUUUCUAAUAUUUGACAAGAUCGAUGCCAGUGAAGAUUAUGCCUGUCAGAUGAAGACAAGAGAACAAAUGAAAGAAGGCCUUACAAGAUCGAUAGAAGAAUCAAGUUUCGUCGAAUACUGCAGAGACGGUACAACAACUGAAUGGGCUCUAACGGGUAGACCAGUCCAUAUCUCACACGUCCGUCUCAAAGACUCAGAAUCCGCUGACAGUUUAUCCCCACCUAUUCCCUCGCAUGUGGUCUCUUCAUUAGGUGAAAACAGUGUAGUAAAUCUCGCACUGGAAGAAUUGAAGGUGGUGUUUACCUCAGAAUUGGCGCAUGCGGCGUAUCUGCCGUUUCUGAGGCACAUGGGGCCUGCCGCUAUGGAGACUUGUCUUCACAACCAUGACAAUGUUAGGAAUCUGUGUCAGGAGUAUGAGCAGGAGAUGAAGAUGAACAAGCCUAACGUGGUGCCGAAGUAUACCCUGUCUGAUUUCAGUAGAAGUCAAGGAGUGUCAGCUUCAAGCAGUAUUGGAAGCAACAUAGCCUUGAUAGGUAACCGAAUUGAUGUCCAAACAGAAGAUACAGAUGGCACUAAUACUGACUUAUUGAAUGUAGUGAAAUACAGAAUGGAAAAUAAUGCUAGACAUCUUAGAGGGAACUGGUUAGCAUAUUGGGAACAUGAAAUCGGAAGAUCAGAAAAGGAUAAUAUGUUCAAUUUCAAGCAGAUAAAGUUGCAGACUUUUACGGGACAUACCCAUAGUGUGAAAUGCCUCUACGCCCUCGACAACGAGAACAGCUUCAUAUCGGGCAGCAGGGACAAAACUGUCAAACUAUGGUCACUCCGUAGCCAAGGUGACGGAUUUGCUACAAACACCUGUCAACUGACAUAUACCACUCACAGAAAAUCCGUGAUGUCUCUGACCUUCAUCGAGAGCAUGCGAUUAGUAGCAUCGUGUGACAGCAUUGUCCACAUCUGGGACCCUUUCAUGGGUGUCAAUUUGGCUGUCUUGGAAUCGCCGAGGUACUGUCCUGUAAACGUGGUACAGAGCAUGUCAUCUCCAUCCAGUUUGGUUUUUACCGCUACUACAGAGGGUAGUGUCAAAGUGAUUGAUAUCAGGCUGCUUAGUUAUAUUCAAGAGUUGAAGAUCAGUUUGAACCCAUCCGGCCUAAUCCGAUGCCUAGCCAUAGCGCCUUCAGGACGUUGGAUAGCAGCAGGUCAAUCUUCUGGCAACAUCACGGUCCUCGAUACCAGGACCGGGCUCAUUCUGUCAAACUGGCAUGCCCACGAGAGUGAAGUGUUGAAAUUGGUUGUGUAUGGUGAGGAUACACUCAUAUCGAGCAGUUUGGAUCAGAUGACCAGUGUUUGGAACAUUGCAGAUGGCAAGUUGAGGUUUCAUCUUAGGGGAGCCACAGAACCAGUUCAUUGCCUCAAUGUCUACAACGACGAGCUGAUUUCUGGCACAACUGCAAAUCGGAUAGGUGUCCACACGUCCAUAGACGCCGAUGCGUGUUUCUCCAGCACUAAGUUGAGUUCUGACGCGUUCAAAGGCCUGCUCACUUCCAUGGCGCUCUUGCCACUCAAUAGAUUGUUGUUAUUAGGAGCAGAUACUGGUACUAUUACGCUGUUAUGUUAGAGGCUCUCACGUUCUUACUUAUAUACUUGGUAUAUUUGUUUUCGAUCAUCACAGGUUAGGCUUGAGCAUUAGCAAAGUCGUUGCAAUGACAGGGACGAAUGUCACACGAUCAGUAUUUACUGUGAUCCGCACCCGUAUUUCGUAACUUGUAAAGUGACGUCAUAUAAAUUUUUAAGGACAUUAUGUAAGUUUUUCCGACAAAAAUUCAGCUUGGAACUAGCUGUCAUUCAUUUCAUGUUUACUAAUACCAGCUUGUCAUGUGGCCUAAAUUUUCCUCUUGAACUAAACACUUCUGUCUUUCUUUGCUCUUCUCUUUUUUUAUUCCCUUUCCCUUUUUCAUUGUCUGGUUUCUGGGCAAUCAGGACUGAGAAAUUCGACUAAGGCAAGGCGCGCACUGAGGUAGUGUGGUAGUGGUGAGGUAUUGGAGUGGUGAGAGGCAUAGGGAUGGUAAAAUUUGGCCUGGCGAUCGGAAUAGCGGCGAAGUGGUAUGAAAGUGAUAUAAAGCGCACUGAAGUGGCAAACAAGUCAGUUGAUGUCACCGGUUUACCAUGUCGUCCUCAGAAGAUGAAGAUGCCCUUUUAUUUAUGCAACUUGUUAAUCUAAAUGCUAUAAGUCAGGAGACGAAGAAAAAACGGCAUUGGGUUCAUCCGCUGUGGCAAAAAAUAAAAAGUUUGGAAUUUUUCAUGUUUAUAAAAAGGAUUUGAACUUGGACGACCAAAAAUUUAAACUUUUCUAUCGAAUGAAGAAAGAGACUUUUAGCAAGUUACUGACUAAACUACGGCCUAUGCUUCAAAAAAAGGAUACGAACUUCAGGAAAUGUGUUUCUCCCGAAGAAAGCGUUCUAAUAACACUGAGGUAUUUUGCAACCGGCUGCAAUCUAAAGGCACUAUCAUGUUAUUUUUUGAGAGGUCAUACUACCAUUAGAGAAAUAAUUGCAAGAACUUCAGUAGUAAUUUGGAAAGUUCUACAACCAACUUAUCUUCCUAAUCCUACCAAAGAAACAUGGGUACAAUCAGCUCGAAGAUACUGGGAGUUAUGGAAUUUACCAAAUUGUGUGGGGAGUAUAGACGGUAAACACAUCAGGAUCAAACGUCCACAAAAUCAGGUUCCGAAUUUAUUAAUUACAAAGGGUAUUUUUCCAUUGUUUUGAUGGCUGUAUCAGACGCAGAUGGCUGUUUCUUGACCAUUGAUGUUGGUGAGUACGGCCGAAAUAGUGACGGGAGGGCAUUAAAAGAAAGUAAUUUUGGAAAGAAAUUAGUUAACAGCACGUUAGACUUGCCAGACCCAUCUCCAUUACCAGGACAAGACACAAAUUUUUCAUUUUAUUUUGCUGCAGACGAAGCUUUUCCAUUGAUGUGUAAUAAUGAAACCCUACAAUAAAAGAGGCUUAACAAAUAGAAAAAGGGUAUUCAAUGGUAGGUUAUCAAGAGGUCGCAAAUCAGUUGAAUGCUCAUUUGGAAUGAUGUCAUCCAAGUUCAGAAUUUUACACACAACAAUUGGUCUUAAUAUAAAUACAGUGGACAAUAUUGUUAAAGCAGUGUGCUUACUGCAUAAUUUUAUUAAAAAAGAGGAAGGUAUAUUUUCGCGCCCGCGAGGAAAGAAAGGAAAUGAUGAUGACAUAGAAGUAGAAAAUGAGGAACAGCCUUAUCCGAGACUCUCAAAUCAAAGAAGAGCUACCAAUCCAGCAAUUGCUACACGGGAGAAACUUUGUGAUUUUUUUUUAACAGUGGACGGGUCACUUAAAGGUCAAAAACGAUUUUGUGUAUGAAAACAAGAAGAUAACAAUAUUAACAGAAUAAAAAGAUAACUAAAUAAUGCCUUUAAAUAAAAAAAUAUAUUUUUCAAGGAACCACAUUUUUUUAUUACUUACCUCCUUCCCCAAUGUCUUUUGCAAUUUUCGCCCAAGCCCGUUCUUGCACAUGGAUCAUAUGAUAAUCCUCCCGUGUAUUGUCAUACAGACAGGGAUAUGCCUCUACAAGGGCUACAAAAUUAAUGUUCAAUUCGUGGUCGUCUCGCAUGAUUCACUCCAGGAAAAAGUAAACAAAAACCCACGUCACCAACCGCUUGCCAGUCGAAAAUUAAACUUGCUCGAGAUUAGUGGCACCAGACUGACAUCACGCCACCUACAAAAUGCCACGCCACCGCUACUCCAUUUUGAUACGCGCGUCUUCAUUUGUUUAUAUAGGCUUUAGUGAUUCCACCUGCCACUUGAUCACCGCGCCACUACCACGUCACUUGCUCACCAUCUCAGUGCGCGCCUUGCCUUACGUUCAUUAGACAGUGACUAAUGGGCAAAGGUCCUACGGACCGCCCAGACAAACAAGUGACGAAAGUAUGUUGCCUAAACAUCAUGAGGAGCUGUAUGGUUUCACUCCGAUGUGAUGUAAUAUCUGCUUCAGAGAUGGCUCUAGUGGAGGCCAUUUAUAGCUCCCAUGGAUUAACUUGGGCGUUCUAUACUACAUAUUACAGAAGUGAGGGGUUGGCUUGCCAGCCCUAAUGUCCCUGCGACCCAAGUGGAUCUAUUGUGACACCCCUAUAUAAUUUCCAAAGCACUGUGCACUGUGGGCCUUCGUUCUUUGAUGAACUCUUUUGCCUGCCUUUGCCCCAAUCGGCUGUUCCAUAAUUCUAGAGACUUUUUUUGGUCCAAUUUCUUAUUUACUGUUGUACGUGUUCUCGUCACGCCUCAGAAAGGCCUAUGAGGCGAUUAGGCGCACCCUAUCGGGCAAGCUCAUCCGCCUUUUCAUUUCCUUUAUGCCCUUCGUGUCCUGCUACCCAAAGCAACGUUACCUUGUUUCGGUUUUCCAGCUCUUUGAGAGUGUUCACGCAAUCGCAUACUAGUCUGGACGAUAUUUACGAUGAACUUAAUGCCUUUAUGGCUGCCUGGCUGUCCGAGUAGAUGGCGAUCGACUGAUUUGCAGUCUCAUUUCUUAUUAGUCCUUUUGCACCAACGAAUUCGGACUAGGUUAGAAGAAGCCAAGCCAAUAUGUCGUUAAAGGAUUAUUUAUUAGCAACAACAGAUCAUUGUUUACACAAAAUUUGACCUUGAACGAAAAUUGUAUUCUCUUCCCCGAGUAGACAUUGUCGUGCGUAAUAUUUUUUUAAAGGUAAAAAUAAGAUACGGAUUCAUAAUGUCGAGGGGAAAACAAUGUUCAAAAUAUGAAAGAAGCUACCUUUAAAUGUAGGUUAUUUGUAGAAUUGUGAAGCAACUGAAAAUACAUUCAGAAAAGAGGUUUUAUAAUUAGGCAAUAAAAUAUGAAGAAUCUAAUCUUAACUAAGAAAUAUGAUCGAAAUAAGCUCAAUUCACGUAUAUUGCUUUUUAUUAAUUUGCCUAAUCACCUGGAUGGGUAAAUCUUGUGAAUGCUGACAAUGUUUCAUUGUGAUUGUAAGCAAUAAAUUAGCCUCUUCUACAGAAAUGAUGUUAGGUUUGAGUUCCAAUGCUGUGUUGAUUGCUAGACACAGUUGGGUACAGCUUAAAUCGAGUUCAGCAUUGUAGUGAUCAUUAAAAUUGAUUGAAAUCGACCAUAUUAAAGCAAUACACAAUGGAUUUUUUUGCUUGCACAUUAGGUUGUAUUUGAUAAUUUUAUUUUUUGCAUGGAACUUGAAUCUGCUCUGAAAAUAUAUUAGCAUCAUGGGCACUGUAACAAUCUAACCCAUUUAAUAUAAACAUAAGGAUACAUUAAUUAAUAGAACACCCAAAACCCAAAGGAAAACAAAAAUAAAGACAAUAAAAAACAUUUAUUGAUAGUACAAUGCUAAGUCUAUACAUAGUAUGUAUAUGCAAGUAUGUGGAUAAAACAUUACCAAAGCACAAUAAAAAAAAUAAAAAAGAUUGCAUUGAUUUAUUAGUUCACUGAUAUUGGAAUAGCAAACUUUUUGUCAACUUUGAUCUGAUCCUUUGAUUUGAGUCCUUCAAACUAUUUAGUUCGUGGUAGAUUCUUAUACUAUAAUAUUUUUGGAGGAUCAAUUUUAUAGUGUCAAAAACAUGAUUUGUAUCAUAAAUAUGCGAACCAAAUGAAUCUAAGGAAGAGAAUGGUAUAUUUUGCAGUGACUUUUGCGUUAAUGUGGGAACAAUGUUUUUCUUAAAUAUACUCCCACAUGCCUUAACUACUCUGAUACUUUUCCCCUACUUUACAUAUGUCUAUUAAGAAUUUAGAUGCAUUGGUCAAUGUUCCAAAAGUUUUUUUAAUUUGCAACUGUGACAGAGGUUCUUCGCUUUCUAACAAAUUGAGACACGAGUCACACGUAAUGCAUUUCUUCAAGCAUUUAACUACAAAGCCUGCAAUGUAUGCAAUAACAUCUUCACAAUAUGUAGUCAAAUGCCACACUGGAGAGCCUGGAAAGUCCAUUUCAUUAAUUUUCCUGGAAACAUCUUUAUAUUCCUGAAUAUCCAAUAAGUUUUCACCAUUUUCACUUUUAGUCAAUGUAGAGCAAUGUAAUAUGCUUGUACAGUCUAAAGCGACUGCAUUAGCAUUUUCGCUACUUUUUAAAUGCGAGUGAAUGAGUAGUCUUUUAUAAAUGUGUUCAAACUGAAGUGCAGUUGGAUUAUUAUUACUUCCUCCUCUGUUUCUAAUUGCACUAAAUAAGAUUUCAAGAUGAUCGUGUGAAAAUUUAUAUGUUAGAAGCAAAUUUAAAAUGUUUGUUUCUAUGUAUUCCUGAUAUAUAUUUUGAAUGCUAGUGAUGGUAACCAUAAAGCCAAGGAAUCCAGUUUUCCUUCUUGUAUUCAAUACUUGCAUUCCAUUCAAAUUUAUACCUUCCAUAUACAUUUUACAAUAAUCUAAAUAUGUGAAAAUGAAAUGUUUUGGUUUUGGACUGAGAGCUCUUUUAUAAAUAUAUUUUGAGUGUAUUGUAUGGACGGUGAAAAUAUCAAAUAGGUUAUUAAAUAUUUCUGUAAAAACUGCUGUGGAUUCAACAUUUUCAAAUUGUUGUAAAUGUAUAUCAUCUCGUAAAUAACGAAAAGCAUCUGCUGUGCUUUUGCUGAAUGUCUGGGAUGCCAAUUUUACUUUCAUUUUCUCACGGAACCAUUCAGUAUGCCUUUUUCUGAUUUUAGUUCCUGCUUUAAGACCUUCUUCUGAUUCAAAAUCAACUAAAUUUUUGAAAUAGCUCCAUAAAAUUUGCUUCCCAUCUCUAUCUGUUAAAAUUUGCGGACUAGCCAAACAAUUUCUAACUAGUUUCAACAUAUGAGGAAUAUCACAAAAAAAUUUGAAUUUUUUUAUUAUUAAUUGGGUGUAAAAAAUAUGAUUUUAAAUUUGAGAUAUUGCUGAAAUCAGCACCCAAAGUUGUUGCCAUACUAAUGUUUGAUGAAAUUCCAUCAAAAGUUAGUGACAUUAUUACAAUUCCUGUGCAAUCAAGAAAUUCUAACAAUUUUAGGACUAUAUUGGCUUUCUCAUUCCCAUUAAGUCCAUCAAUGAAAAAAUAUCCAACAGGAAUUUUCCAGUGUCCGUUUACAGCAACUACCAUAAACACUAUUGCUUCCUUUGCCUCAGGCACCUCAUCUGAAUCCAAAUUUGUGCCAAUAUAUACACGUACAUAGCCUGUGAACUUCUUUCCUGUCCACUGUACCUGCCUCAUUAUUGCCAUUUCAUCCAUAAGUUGCAAAAAGUUUUUUUGCCAUUCUUGCCAUUCUCAGCUACCUUCAUUUUGAUGGCAUUCAAAGAUUCUUUGGUGAACCCUGUACCUCCAUCAACAGAUCUAAACCACUUGGUGAUAGUAUUUAUGUGUGGCAAACUUUUAUUAAAAGUGUUGCGGACGUAAUUGUAUGCUCUACUAGAAUAAAAACUAAGUGUUAUUGCAAAUGAUCUGAGUUGUGGAGAAAACUUUCUUGUUGAACUGCCUUUUAGCAUUCUGGUGAAUAGAUCUGCUGCAAGUGAGUCAGGGAGUGAUGCCUGAAGAUAAAAUUCAGUUUCAUUAAACUAAGAAUAUUUUUUUUUUAUACCCUUUAUAACACUCGCAGCACUUUCUGUUACACCAUAUUUGUCCUGCAAAUAUAUUACUAGAGAAUUCAAAUUAUGAAUUCUCGCCUUCAAACUCCUUUUAGCAGAUUGCAAGUUUAUUAUUUUCUUUUUCUGUGAGGCAAUUGUUUUCUUCGCUAUCUCCCCUCUUUAGAAUUCUGAAAAUACCUGCUUUCAACUCUCUUGGCAAAUUUGUUUUUUGGGAUCUUUCACGCAGAAGUGGUUCAUACAGUUGUUUGGACAAUAAUUUUAAAAAAUCCAUUCUUUGUAGCCUAUUUGCGUUGACACAAGACUGAUGGAUGAUGAAUGCAUUUAUUGAAGACAUAUCCACAAUUCUGUAAAACAGAGCCAUAGGCCAGCGUUGCGUUCUUCUGCUACAGCAAUAUUUACUACAUUUUUCGUCUACAGCAUCCACUCCAGAUUUUGUGUUAUUAUAAAAGGCAUUAAUUUCUGGCAAACCGCUGUCUUCCGGCUUGGAGCGAUGCAUCGAAUAAAUCAUUAUUACAGCUUUAUUUUUCUUUGGUACUGUGGAAAUCAAUGUUUUGUUACUUGUAAAGCCAUAUAGUGUGGAUUUCACCGGUCUUGUUUUAGAAGGUAGAAACUCUAUGGGUAUUUCACGUUUGUUUUUUUUCAUAGUACCCACGUAGGUAAGUUUGUUUUUGAUGAGAUGAUUGAGGAAUACCAGUUAUCACCAGUAAUAUUUCUGUUGCUUCCAAAUAUGGGCUUACAAAGACGAACAACAGCUUGCGUUGGAAUAGAAAAGCGUUUUUCUUCUUCUGUAAUAUCCUCUAGCGAAUCGGUGCCCUUGCCACAAUAAAUAUAUGUAUUUUAUAUGUAGUGGGUCUGAGCAUCAACAAGGCAUUGCACUUUCAAGCCAUAUUUUACAGGUUUGCUUGGUAAAUACAUUUUGAAUUUACACCUGUCUCUAAAACUGACCAACAUCUCGUCAAUAGUUGCAUUCGCUCCCAAACAGUAAGCUGAUUGCGAAUUUUGAUUGAAUUUUUUAUAUAUAUAUGUGAGAUUGCUGCAGCCGGGUCAGUUUUUAUUCUUAGUACUCUCUCUUCAUAAGAAUCGAAUCUUAGGCAAGCUAAUAAUACGGCGAAUCUUUUUGCUGACAUUACCAAUCGGAAGAUUUCUCUACCAGUUCCGUCGGUUGCAAAGAUUGAUUCAAUAGCCUCAUUAUUUGACUUGAAAACAGCAUUCAACAGCAAGAGUCCCAGAAAACCAUUAAUUUCAACAGAUUUUGUUUCCCUGUAUUCCGUACGAUUUUCAUUCCCUGGCUUCGAAUGAAAUUCCUGGAUUUUCAAAUUUGUGUAAUGUACAACGAUUUCUAGAAUAUCGUCAGAGAAAAUUUUCCGCCAUGCGUCCACCGGUUCAAUGUUUGGCAAAGCAUUUUUGUUUCCAUUUGUAAGUAUCUGUUUUUUCCGUAGAAAUAUCUGUUUACUGGUUCACUUGUUUCACUGUCCUCUUCACUUUCAAUAACCUGCAUCUCCUCUCGGCCAUCAUUAUCAGAAGCACUGUAAGAAAGCUCACUCGUUCUUUCGUGAUCACUUGUGAUGGCAUUCUUAGAAGUAAUAUUGCUCUUAGGAUCUGCAUCUUGAUCUGAAAAGUCUUCGUCACAUUCUUCAAACCAUCUUUGUACAGUUUCUUCAAAAUUAGGAUCCGUGAACCUAACUCUGUUUGGAUUCCCGUUCAUAGUUGCAAAAGUGAAAAUAUAAUACUAACUGCGUCGCGGAGUCCCACGGACUCCCAAGUUCUUUGUUACGCGCACUUGCCUGGAUGAUAGACUGAAGUCAACUGAACACACGCAGGGAUGUUCCGACAUGCACACUUGUGCAUAUUAUACACAAUUUUACGAACAUAUGCACAAAUGCACCCCCCACACAAAAUAUGCACAGUCGUCAAUAAAUAAAGUGCAUUUUUUAUACAAAACUGGCAAUACAUUUUCUUAACAGCUUCACGAACUGAGUGAAAUAUACUGUUAGGCUGACUUGUUUUACCAUAAAGUGGAGCACCUUAUUAGUUAUACUCAUUACGGUUGUUGGGGAC
Molecule: messenger RNA, 14209 nt
Organism: Acanthoscelides obtectus
Lineage: Eukaryota; Metazoa; Arthropoda; Insecta; Coleoptera; Chrysomelidae
Source: the annotation of a GenBank genome assembly